This is a messenger RNA of Ruditapes philippinarum (Manila clam), 1518 nucleotides long. Its product is annotated as beta-1,3-glucosyltransferase-like. NCBI's taxonomy places the organism in Eukaryota, Metazoa, Mollusca, Bivalvia, Venerida, Veneridae. The record is from RefSeq and is a predicted model, not a curated record. Gene Ontology annotation, molecular function: acetylglucosaminyltransferase activity. Gene Ontology annotation, cellular component: membrane. The transcript has 13 exons. Bases 66 to 1505 code for a protein of 479 amino acids.
UUGGAUAGAAUUUACUACGGACCAAUCAUAUCUUAGAUUACAUUUUCUCUUUGGGAAAUUUCAAGAUGGUUGACUACAGAGACGUGUACCAUUUUUUCAUGAUUUUUUCAGUAUUGGUAACAGUCAAGGGAAACAACUCUCAGGAAUAUGAUGUAAGACUUGGUGAUGUUGUGAUCGUUGUUUUAUCCCAGUCAAACCCGUACCAUGCUAGCAGGGCGAGGGAGCUACAGAUACAGCUGAUGAAUCAGAUGGUAGAAAUGCCCAAAGACAAUAAACCUGCUAUAUACCUGACUCAUAAAAAAUGGCCUACAAUAGGAACAUGGACAAUAUUUCCAUUACUAGAAAAGUGGCAACAGAACUUUCCCAUAGCAAAGUGGAUAUUUUUCUGUGAAGAUGAAACAAGAAUUCACCUACAAGAAAUGGAGAAGUUUAUACAAAAAUUUGACCCAACAAAGGACUGGUUUAUUGGUCAUGAAUUGAAAGAUAAAGAACCAACAAUCAUUCAUCAUUUUACGUCACCAGACAAACUGACCUUCCCAGACUUUGCUGCGGGUGUCUUCCUCAGUAUGCCACUGAUAAACAAAAUGGCAUCAAGAUGGCCCGAUGAGAAUUUCAGAUCCGACUUUGCCAUAGAUCCAAAACACGAGUUGGCGUCUUACAUUCUCCUGGAUGAUGUUAAACUUACACAUGCUCCAGAAUUAUGUUUAACUGAAGAUGAGCCUAAUUGUGUAGCAUAUAUUGCUCAGAAAUUUCCCGACUGUGGGGCACCAGUAGCAGAUGAGGAUUUGUUUGUUGCUGUGAAAACUUGUGAAAAAUUUCAUGAAGAUAGAGUUCCAAUUGUGUUAGAAACAUGGGCACAGGAGAGUUCUAAUAUAGAGUUUUACAGUGAGAAGGAAGAUAGUUCUAUACCAACUAUAGAUCUUGGUGUACCUAAUACAGAGAGAGGGCAUUGUGGGAAGACAAUGGCGAUAAUGAAGAGAGUGGUGACAACCCCAGAGCUGAUGAAGAAACAAUGGUUAUUGAUUGCUGAUGAUGAUACCAUUAUAAAUUUACCCAGACUGCGUCACCUUCUGUCAUGUUACGAUCACAACAGUCAUGUUGCUAUUGGUGAACGCUAUGGUUACCAGGUGUCAAAAGGUUACGGAUAUGACUAUAUAACUGGAGGUGGCGGGAUGGUGUUCAGUAUGCCGGUGGUACAGAGGCUUGUUGACGAGUGUCAGUGUUCAUCUAACGACUCACCAGAUGACAUGAUUAUAGGAAUGUGCUUACGGCGGUUUGAAAUUCCCAUAACACAUGUGCCAUAUCUACAUCAGGCUCGCCCCGAUGAUUAUUCUGAAGGCUACCUCAGUCGCCAUAUUCCUGUCUCAUUUCAUAAACAUUGGAACUGUGAUCCAAUCAAAAUCUACCAUAUGCUCAAAGAAUAUGAUACAAAAUCUCAACAGCCAAAGAGAAAGUCUGAACGCAAAACUUCUGGUUCCAGUGUUAAUAAUCAUGAAGAGUUGUAAAGAGUGAUAUUUU